AUGGAGAUUGUUGACGUUGGUGUGGUUGUUUUGAUCUUGACUGUUGUGAGUGUGAAAAGUGUGGAGGGGAAGGACUUCACACCCUACAAUUUUAGAUCAGUUUACAACUUUGGUGAUCCUAAUUCUGAUACUGGCGGUGGAUCAACUGGAUUCUACCCUGCAGGACCUCCAUCCGGUGAGACUUUCUUCGGUAGGCCUGCUGAAAGGGGCUGCGACGGGCGUCUGAUAAUAGAUUUCAUUGCUGAGCAUCUUGAUUUGCCUCACUUGAGUCCAUACCUGGAUUCCAUUGGAACAAGAUAUCGGCAUGGUGCUAAUUUCGCCAUUGGCGGAUCAACCAUCAGGCCACAAAAUGAAUCAAUGUCUUUAAAUGGAGUAAGCCCGUUCUCACUUGACAUCCAGUUUAUACAAUAUAAUCAGUUCAAGGCUCGCACCAGCUUUCUCUACAACCAAGCCAAGAAAAAUUACCACAGAAAACAUCUCCCUAGACCUCAGGACCUCUCCCAGGCUCUUCAUGUCAUUGACAUUGGUCAAAAUGACAUUGCUGCUGGUUUCAGGCUGAAGAAUGAGUCAGAAUUUCAUGCAUCAAUGCCAGACAUAGUUGACCAGCUAGCUAAAGCAGUCCAAAAUCUCUAUGACCAAGGGGCAAGGACAUUUUGGAUACAUAAUACAGGCCCAAUUGGUUGCUUGCCUGUGAAUCUACACCAUCAUCUUCAGCCUGAUGAACUUGACAAGCAGGGCUGUCUUAAAUCUCUAAAUGACUUUGCUAUAGAGUUUAAUAGGCAGAUUAAGGAUAGAGGGAUCAAACUUAGGACUAAGCUACCAAAUGCUGCAUUAACAUAUGUGGAUAUGUGUGUUGCAAAAUAUGAAUUGAUUGGCAACGCAAAACAGCAAGGAUUUGUUGAUGCAGCCGAGAUUUGCUAUGGAUUUCAUGGCGAUGACAUUCAUAUAUAUUGCGGCAACAAAAUGCAACUAAAUGGUACUGAAAUCUACGCCAGUUUUUGUGAAGAUCCUUCCAAGUAUAUUAGCUAG
Messenger RNA from Theobroma cacao (cacao), 1029 nucleotides. The record is from RefSeq and is a predicted model, not a curated record. Lineage: Eukaryota; Viridiplantae; Streptophyta; Magnoliopsida; Malvales; Malvaceae.